AAUCUGCAAAUGUUACAAAUUUAGAAAAAUUAUUUAAGAAAAAAAUGGGUCGCUUCAUUUUCACCUUAUGCUUUUUUUAUUCUAUUUUUGAGUUUUCAACAGCAUUGAAAUGUGUUGCAUGCGAAAAGCAAACAUGCUUAACACCGGUAUGCAAAGGUGGAAUUAUAAAAGAUCCUUGUUAUUGUUGUGACGUCUGUGCUAAAACUUUGGAUGAAGAAUGCGGUGGACCAUUUGGAAUUUUUGGAAAAUGUGAUAGUAAUCUUGAAUGCAUUAAACAACCGAUUUUAGGAGUUGAUAUACGUAAUGCACGAGGAAAAUGUCGUCCAAUAUGUACUCAAGUAUGCCUGAGUUAUUGUGAAAAUGGAAAUAUUCUCGACAAAAACGGAUGUCCAACUUGUCAAUGCAAAACUAAAUAAAAGAUAUUAAAACGAAUAUAAAGUUUUAUGAUGUUUUUUUUUA
This is a messenger RNA of Hydra vulgaris (swiftwater hydra), 459 nucleotides long. Its product is annotated as venom protein 302. Gene Ontology annotation, molecular function: insulin-like growth factor binding; serine-type endopeptidase inhibitor activity. Lineage: Eukaryota; Metazoa; Cnidaria; Hydrozoa; Anthoathecata; Hydridae. Gene Ontology annotation, cellular component: extracellular region. Gene Ontology annotation, biological process: regulation of cell growth; regulation of signal transduction. The record is from RefSeq and is a predicted model, not a curated record.